Molecule: messenger RNA, 2199 nt
Organism: Coprinopsis cinerea okayama7#130
Lineage: Eukaryota; Fungi; Basidiomycota; Agaricomycetes; Agaricales; Psathyrellaceae
Exons: 4
Coding region: 1-2199 (732 amino acids)
Source: RefSeq, a predicted model, not a curated record
AUGGACCUACUCCCGCAAGAAAUCUGGAUGCACAUCUGUGAAUUGGCAUGCACCGACGGCGGAUAUACAGGGCGCUCCUUGGCAUUGGUGUCGCGCCAAAUGGCUGGGGUCUCAGAAGUCUCCAAACUAAGAUCUAUUGCCAUAAGUGAUGGAGUGAAGCUCACAAAGCUCGUCCGCUAUCUGGAAUCCCUGCCCAAAACCCGUCGUCGAGUGGAAUUCCUGUACAUCUGCACUCCAUCGAUCGAGGACACCUUGGGCGACUUGCAGGAUCUAUACAAGCCAGGAAUGUACCACCAAUCGUACGAACCUACUUCAGAACAAAUCCUGGAGGACGGUGAGCAACUGGCGAUACACGCCGUUACGCGUGUAUUGGGAUGUGUGUCAUCUUCGCUGAAGAUUCUACACGUUUGCCUGGGUUGGAUAUUCAGAGAGUUCAUCUUCUUCCCUGUUCAGAUGGACAGCCUCGAGGAGAUGAUUCUUGAGGGGCCAUUCAACGAAGCCUUCCGACCUCCCUUCGCGUUACCUUCAUUUCCACACCUGCGCCAUCUCAAGAUAACGUUUGUGGACGUGUCAACAUCAGAGCACCAUUUCAGCAAUCUCGUCUCUUCAAUCUCCCAAGUCGCCUCCAAUUUGACCCAUCUUUACCUCGAAACUAUGCGCUUCCCAUACGGUUCUCGCGCCAUCCUACAAAUACGCUCUUUGCUCCGCUCAGGACGACAGGACGCGAAUCGAGCGGGGUUCCCGCCGACCUUGCAGAAGGUUUUUUUCCAUGGCGGAACAACGGAGAGAAACUGUCUCUUGUCUGGGCUGCCGUACGAGCAAACCUAUUCGGCGAGGCGUGCUCUAGAGGAAUUGUGCUUGUCGGAACCCAAGUUGGUCUUUUUCGAUCCUAGGCCCUGUCCUCCACUUGGCCUGCCGGAACCGCUGUGUCCCGGUGGAGAAAGGAGUCGACUGGAGUGGUUGGAUCGUGUUAACGGGGGAUUGGGGACCCUAUUAUUGCCGACCUGGCUGGCUACAGCACCGCCUCCAUUGGAUUCAGUCCUCUGCGGCAGCCUUCGUCAGGCCCGUUCACUUCUCAACCUACCAUCAUCCUGCGAUACUCUCGGACAGGUCGUCAUGGAAUUGCCUCAAGAACUUUGGAUGCGGAUAAGCGAAUUGGCCUGCGUUGACGAUGGGUCAACUGGGCGCUCACUCUCCCUGGUCUCGCGUCGACUCCACGCUGCCUCGGAGGCCUACAGGGACAGGUCAGUGGCCAUUAGAGGCACCCUCCAACUGGCAAGAUUCGUUCGUUACCUUGAAGAAAGGCCGGAAGGCCAACCCGCCCACGUCAACUUCCUCUUCAUCUCGACCGACAGCGAGGACAAUGCGGACGCAGAUAUGCCACUCUUGCAGGAAUUUUACAAACCCAAUGUAUGCGAUAGAAAGCCUGGUCCUGAAGCGCAAGACAUCCUUGCGGAUUUCGGAGAGCUCGUUGUCCAUGCCAUCAUGCGAGUCCUCACUCUCGUGGCCUCUACCGUCAGGAUACUCCACAUCUGCAUGCCUCUAUAUCGAGACCUCAUAUUCUUCCCCGUCCCCAUGGAUCGCCUGGAGGAAAUGACCCUCGAAGGGCCUUUUGAGUCAGGUUUCGAAGAUUUCAUCCCUUCACUCCCCCGCAUCCCAACGUUGCGCAGGCUCAAACUCACACAUCCAGACGCCAUGUUCCCGUGGAACUCCUUUCGCCACAGCACACUCAUCCCGUCUAUCACGAAGCUCGCACCACAUCUUACGCAUUUGUAUCUCGAACAAGAUUCGAAUGCAGGCAGGACAAUUCGGGCGCUCAAAGAUUUACUUCAUCCACCCCCGCAGCAGCCCACAGGGAACAGCGAGAAUAAACAAUCGUCGAACGUGGAGCGUCCGACCUUCCCUCGAACACUGGAGAAGCUCUUUCUCCACCCUGGAAUGGCUCCCCCGCCGAUGAGAUGCGGGACAGGACUCUAUCGUAUGAUCUCCGAGAAAGCAGCACUUGAAAAGUUUUAUUUCUCGGAGCCCAAGAUUGUAUAUUUCGAACCGUAUCCCCUAGAUUCCAGAUCCCCGGAGGGGAAAGAAGAAGCUGAGAAGGAAUGGCUGGAUCGGAUUAAUGGAGGGGAGGGGGCAUGGGAUGAGAGUCUUCGGAUGAGGAAGCCUCGGUAUGGGUUUGUUGACGACCGUACUAGGAGGUGA